This is a messenger RNA of Dictyostelium discoideum AX4, 1506 nucleotides long. Its product is annotated as NOL1/NOP2/Sun family protein. The record is from RefSeq and is a predicted model, not a curated record. The coding region runs from base 1 to 1506 and encodes 501 amino acids. NCBI's taxonomy places the organism in Eukaryota, Evosea, Eumycetozoa, Dictyosteliales, Dictyosteliaceae. The transcript has a single exon. Gene Ontology annotation, molecular function: RNA methyltransferase activity; RNA binding; methyltransferase activity.
AUGAAAGAUUUAAAUCAUGUUUUAAAUGAAAUGAAAAUUAUGAAUUUUAAGAAAAUUGGAGAUGAUGAAUAUACAAAUGAAUGUUUAAUGGAAUUUAAAGAUAUUGAAGUACUUAAUCAUUUAAUUAAAUAUUAUGGAAAAGAACAUAUGGAAAGAAUUCAAAAAUCAAUGACUCAAACUUUUUUAUAUACAACAAUCAGAGUUAAUACAAUGAAUACCAAUAAAGAUAAAUUAUUAAUUGACCUUUCAAAUCAUUUCAAAACCAAUGAAAAAUCAAUAGAAAAUCAAGAAAUUUUUACAAAUUUUAAAUCAUUUAAUGAUAUUUUAAAUAAUAUUGAAAAUAAUAAUAAUGAUAAUGAUAAUAAUGAUGAAAUUAAAAAUCAAAUUUCAAAAGAUACAAUAUUUAUAAAAACAAUUGGACCAUUAAUACCAAAACCAAUUUAUCCACAAAUUAUUGUUGAUUUAAUUUGUGGUGAAGCAGUAUUAAGGGGUAGUAAUAUAUUUUCAAUUGGUGUAUUAGGUUCAAAUAAAUAUAUUAAAAAAGGUAAUAUGGUAUCAGUAUUUGUAACAAUUGAUAGCAGAGUUUCGAAAGGUGAAAUAUUUGAAGAUUGUUUCAAAGAGAAAUGUGCAUUCAUUGGUAAUGGUAUAAGUUUAUUGGAUAGAGAUGAUUAUCAUCAAACUAGAGUUGGUGUUGCAAUUGAAAUGACUGAAAGAUUAUAUGUUUGUCCACCUUUAAAUUCAGUAUUAGAGGAUAAAAUGUUUUUACAACAUUUACCAUCAAUCUAUACAGUUUAUCAAUUAGAACCAAAAUUAGGUGAUAAAAUUAUUGAUAUGUGUGCUGCUCCAGGUGGUAAAACUACAUUAAUUGCAUCAUUAAUCCAACAAUUUGAAAUUAAUAAUAAUCAAAAUAAUCAAAAAUAUCAAAACAAUAAUGAAAUUAAAACUGAAAUAUUUGCAUUAGAUAAAAAUAAAGGAAAAGUUAAAAAGAUUAUUGAUUUAUGUAAAAGAUUAUCAUUAGAUAAAUAUGUAACAUGUUUAGCAAAAGAUUCAUCAAAAUUAACAAAAGAAAAUCAACAAGAUCCAUUGGAUAAAAUUAGAUUUCAAAGUAAUUCAUUUGAUAAAGUUUUAUUAGAUGGACCAUGUUCUGGACUUGGAUCACGUCCACGUUUAAUUGAAUCAAGUAGUUUAGUUGAUUUAACAAAUUCAUCAGAAUUUCAAAAGAAAUUAAUUGACCAAGCAGUUUCAUUAUUAAAACCAGGUGGUAUUUUAGUUUAUUCAACAUGUUCAAUUAAUCCAGAAGAAAAUGAAUUAAAUGUUUCAUAUCUUUUAAAUAAUUAUCCAGAAAUGAAAUUAAUUCCACAAAUUCCUCAUAUCUCUCAACCAGGUCUACCAAAUUGUGGUUUGACUGAACAACAAUGUAAAUUAGUUUCAAGAUUUGAUCCAUCAGAUUCAAAUAUUGGUACAAUUGGUUUCUUUAUUGCAAAAUUUACAAAAAUAAAAAAUUAA